AUGAGCGAUCACAACAAGCCUUCUUCAUCUUCGAGUGGGAAAGAUCGUUCGGAUCAAUUGUUAGCCAUGUCAUAUGAUGAGUUUGAUAGCAUGCUCAAGGACAUAGAUGAAGAAGAGUUGGAGAUUAUUGGCCGAGCAGAAGAAAUCGAGCAUUUGAGUGCCGGAACAUUCACUACUCCCGCGAAAUGUGGCAGAGUGUGCUUACUACCCGAUGGUAAUCCAGGACCAAAGCAGCCGCAU
Molecule: messenger RNA, 240 nt
Organism: Mesorhabditis belari
Lineage: Eukaryota; Metazoa; Nematoda; Chromadorea; Rhabditida; Rhabditidae
Source: the annotation of a GenBank genome assembly